Uloborus diversus is the source of this 2155-nucleotide messenger RNA. RefSeq names its product coiled-coil domain-containing protein 148-like. NCBI's taxonomy places the organism in Eukaryota, Metazoa, Arthropoda, Arachnida, Araneae, Uloboridae. Bases 283 to 2067 code for a protein of 594 amino acids. The transcript has 12 exons. The record is from RefSeq and is a predicted model, not a curated record.
GUUAAAAGUAAUUAUUAUGUGUGUAGCAACAAAUUACGACUGAAUCUCUAUUACUGAGUCAUUUAAUAUUGCAUGAUAUGUGAUGGUAUGCUACCGCAUUCUUGUCACGAACACUAGCUAAUGUAAAAUGUAGGACAGCGUAGGGCUGAGGUUGCUUUGACCAGGGGAGUAGAAGUUCUUCCAUCCAUCAACUCCAACUCACCUGUAUCCAAACUGGAGAAAACAGGUGGAUCCCCAACAAAAGCCAUUGAGCCACCCAAGGGCUCUCCUAAAAAGAGGAAAAUGCUGAGAUUCACUGGUGUUCCUAGAGCAAGACCUGAUGUAUCUCCAAGCCGGUCAUUGAAGCCUCUGCACAACGACAGAAUCAACGGACUUGCUCAGGCAAAGAAAUCCACAAGUCGAAUUUUAGAUCGUGCGGAUCACUUCAAGGCUGUCACUCACUCCAAAAAAGAGCUUGCUUUGCUUUAUCAACAUAAAGUGAUAUGGGAGCAAGAAUAUAUGCACUUACAGUACAUGGAAGACAGACUUCAGAGAGAAAUUUACAACCAUUUAACAAUAUUUGGUCAGUUGGGUUCAGAUCAACUUUUGCUGGCUGAUAAUAUAAAUUUCAUUUUAGAAAUAGAAGAAGAGAGAGCUUUUUUCCGAGAAAAUGUGGUUGACCCAUUGUGGUACAUAAGGGAAGACCUUCGGGAGUGGGUAAGGCAACAUGAAGGAUUAAGACCUUUGCCAGAAGCUGCAAGAAUUCAGCAUUACCAGAUACAAAGAGAAGUAAAGGAAUUAUGGGCAGGUUACAAAGAAAUAGCUGAUGAUUUAGUAAAAGAACAAAGAGAUUUGGAACAACAGGUUAAAGAAGCACUGCCUCCAUAUAUUGCAUCAGAAGAGAAGAUGAUAGCCAAAGGUGUGCCACCUGAAUUUCAUGAGCUUUAUUGCCCUGAUCCACAGCUUAAAGAGAAUUUAAUUGCAGAGCUUACAAGAUUAGAUGACAGUUAUUCAAAUAGAUUGAGAGACCUUGACAGAAACUGUGAUAGGCAAGCUUGUCCUGGUGGCUGGAAUGAACAUGACAGUGCAAUGUUUGAACAUAUAUUAGAGCAAUAUCCUUCAGAUCUACCUGACAGAAGAGUUUUGUGCUUUGACAGACUAAAAAGAACAUUUCCUCACAAAACUUUAGGACACUUGAUGUCUUAUGAAACUUGGUAUCAGAAUAAUCGUUUUCAUAAAGAUCGUAGGAAAAAAUGCUUAGAAGAUUGGGCCCGGGAGAGAUGGAGUUGGCUCUUGAGAGCUGUUACAGAAAUCUCCCAGGCUCAACAAUCUCAUGCAGGACACCAACUGAGCAGAGACGAAGCAUUAAGGCAGAAAUUCAAGUGUGAAGUUCUACGGCAAAGGGUGGAACAGUGGAGGAAGGAAAAAGAGAAUGAACGUUUACAACAAGCAGAAAUGGAAGCUCAGAGAAAAUUGGCUCUAAAAGUCGUGCAACAGCGACAAGCUGCCAAAGAGGAAUACAGGCGGGAGCUGGCCCGGCAGCGACUGGCGGCUUACUACGAAGAGAGGUUGCGCUUCCAAAAAGAGAGUGAGGAUGCUCUUCAACGUCGCAUGGAGGAUGCGAGAAAGAUUACUAAAGAUCGUUCCAAGCAUGAUAAAGAGCGGGUGCGAUAUCGUACAGAAUUGUUUUACGCAAAUCAGAAGGAACGCCGUGAGAGAAUGUUAAAGCUUCGUGAAGAAGAAAAAUUUCGCCAACAACGUCUUGAUCAAUUACGAAAACAGGUAGAGGUGAGCGAUAUGCACAACCCCGAAAGAAUUCAGCAAGACACUAUUGCUUCCCAGGCACGUAAGGAAGCAUCCACUGAAGGACUUGCUCUGAAGGCUUUGCACGAACUUCGCACUGUUCUUGAUGCCGAGGUGCUUAGAGAUCCUCGAGUCAGAUUGGAACAACAGCUCCGAGAGGCGGGGCUUCUUAAUUCAGAAUACGCAAGACAUGUUUUAUCACAAUUGCACCCUCCCAGAGAACCCAGGAAAGAUACUGUUUCUUCACUUUUUCUAACAAAUGAAGGAAAUUCUAGUCAACAAUGAUAUUAAAUCUAUUUAGUGUUACAAAUUGUACAAAGAAAUUUAAAUAUAUUUUGUGCUAAAUAUACAAAAUUAUCUCAAUAAAACUAAA